This is a messenger RNA of Trichoplax adhaerens, 1218 nucleotides long. RefSeq lists its product as uncharacterized. Gene Ontology annotation, molecular function: oxidoreductase activity, acting on paired donors, with incorporation or reduction of molecular oxygen; iron ion binding; monooxygenase activity. Bases 1 to 1218 code for a protein of 405 amino acids. The transcript has 6 exons. Lineage: Eukaryota; Metazoa; Placozoa; Uniplacotomia; Trichoplacea; Trichoplacidae. The record is from RefSeq and is a predicted model, not a curated record.
AUGAUGUCCUAUGCUACAACAAUUUGGAAGCAUCAUCAAGUGGUUGCUGCAUGUAUUCCGAGAAUCUCCUUACCUAUCCUAUCACUGAGAUAUUCAUCAACGAAUGUAAAUCCUGUUGGAAAUGACUUAGAAAUGGCUAAUGCAAAGCCUAUGGAUCAGAUCCCAGGGCCGAAAGGAUUACCAAUCAUUGGUACACUGCUAGAUUAUGUCAGAAAUGAUGGCUGGGGAUUCAAGAAUUUAUUUGCUAUAACCGAAGAAAGAAGACAGCAGUAUGGACCAAUUUAUAAAGAGAAAAUGGGACAUUAUUCUAUUGUCUAUGUUUCCACAGUGGAAGAUGCAGAGAAGGUACUACGUGCGGAAGGCAAAUAUCCAGAUAGAAAUCCUAUUAUACCACUAGUGGAGUACAGGAAGAAGCGCAACCUGUCCAUGGGGGUUAUACUUUCAGCUAAACACUAUUAUGCAGAAUUUAUUUUUAUUUCUAUUUCCAUAAUUACAGCCGUUGCAGGUAUUUUGCUUGAAAAACGUCUGGGAAUGUUUAAAGAGCCAAUUGAGCCCAAAGUCGAAGAAUUCUAUCAGUCUGUUACCAAAAUAUUAGAAGCUACCAGCGAUUUAUUGACAGUUCCCGUCUUCGUUUUCAAGUAUAUCUUCAAUAAAAAUUGGAAAAAACUGGGAGCCAAUACUCUUUUAUGGAUGCUGUAUGAUAUCGGUAAAAAUCCACGUGUGCAAAAUAGAUUACGCGAUGAAAUUAGACGCGUUAUGAAAGAUUCCAAAGAACCCAAUCUAGAUUUAUUUCAAAAGAUGCCAUACUUACGUGCAUGCCUGCAAGAAACAUUAAGAAUUCAUCCAAUUUCCGUUGCCUUACCACGAAUCAUUAAUGAAGAUCUUGUACUUAGUGGAUAUAAAGUGCCAGCUAAGAGUUUCGUCUGGAUCGGACAUUACUUUAUGGCUAGAGAUGAAUCAGCUUUCACUAAUCCAAGUCAAUACAUGCCAGAGCGAUGGCUAAGAGGCAGUGAUCGCCAAGGAAAUAAAAGUGAGAGUCGAUUUCAAUAUUUACCAUUUGGCUAUGGUCCUCGAAUGUGUAUUGGAAAACGUAUAGCAGAAAUGGAAAUAUAUACCUUAAUGUCAAAGAUCAUGCCUAUACAAGAAUUAACGGAAAAUAUAUCGGAUAAUCAUUAUCCUAAUAUAGUUAAGGAAUACAAUAAAUCACAGUUCCUGUAG